Messenger RNA from Bufo gargarizans (Asiatic toad), 3762 nucleotides. It is a transcript of the gene TMTC4, whose product is annotated as transmembrane O-mannosyltransferase targeting cadherins 4. Lineage: Eukaryota; Metazoa; Chordata; Amphibia; Anura; Bufonidae. Gene Ontology annotation, molecular function: mannosyltransferase activity; protein binding. The coding region runs from base 215 to 2431 and encodes 738 amino acids. Gene Ontology annotation, cellular component: endoplasmic reticulum. The transcript is spliced from 18 exons. Gene Ontology annotation, biological process: endoplasmic reticulum unfolded protein response; protein O-linked glycosylation via mannose. The record is from RefSeq and is a predicted model, not a curated record.
GCCGUACAAUAGGUGUGGGCUGUCUUCCUGUUGUGGGUGGCAUUUGCAGCCCUUCCCUCUCCUCUGAUGGCAGCGCAGUACCCAGGACCAAGCAGCAGCGGGAGGCGGAGGAUACAACAAAGACAGCAGCACUAGUGCAGUCACAGUACAGCCGACUCCAUAGUUUGUGACCCCACAGAAUGCUGAAGUGCGUAGUCUGGUAUGAACGUACACCAUGGCUGCAGCAGAUGGUCUGGGUCAAGACAUUCCAUUGUUUUACCUUUCUAAAUUCUGGGCCAAGUGUCUAGUUGGGCUCUUGUCAGUUGUAUGCUUUGCUAAUAGCUACAAUGGCAAUUUUGUGUUUGAUGACUCUGAAGCAAUCAUUAAUAAUAAGGACCUCAGAGAAGAGACCUCAGUUAGCGAUCUGUGGCUGCAUGAUUUUUGGGGCAGCAAACUCAGUAGCAAUACAAGUCAUAAAUCCUACAGACCGCUUACAGUCUUAACAUUCAGGAUCAGUUAUGCCCUUGCAGGAGGUUUACAACCAGUUGGGUUUCAUGUAAUCAACAUCAUAUUGCAUUGCAUGGUGUCUGUCCUGAUGCUUGAUGUCUUUUCACUACUGUUCAGUGGCGGAGAAUGUGACAAAGGAAAAAAAAAUAUUUAUGUCCCCAAGGCAGCAUUACUGAGUGCUUUGUUGUUUGCAGUUCAUCCAGUACAUACAGAAUGUGUUGCCGGAAUUGUUGGCAGGGCAGAUCUUCUCUGUGCGCUAUUUGUUGUUUUAUCUUUUCUUGGAUAUAGCAAAGCCCAAAUAAGAAUUCAUAAAGAAGAUCAUACCUCUGUGUUCUGGGUGCUGAUCAGCAUUGGGCUUGCCGCCAUUGCAAUGUUGUGUAAAGAGCAAGGCAUAACGGUUUUGGGUCUGAAUGCUGUUUUUGAUGUCUUUGUAAUCUGCAAGUUAAACAUGCUGGAAUGUAUCCAGAAGGUACGGCGCAGGGACAAAACCCCAGAGAAUUUUUCAUUUGUAAAAAAAGGAUUGCUCUCAAGAAUCAGUCUUCUGGCUGCUGGAGGUAUAUGUAUGCUAUAUGUGAGAUGGAGUAUUAUGGGCACAGGACCUCCAGCAUUUACUGAUGUUGACAACCCAGCAUCUUUUGCUGAGAACCUACUUGUGAGAGUAAUAAACUAUAAUUACUAUUAUUCCUUAAAUGGAUGGCUGCUGCUGUGCCCAUGGUGGCUCUGCUUUGAUUGGUCAAUGGGCUGCAUACCUCUUAUUAAAUCUCUCAGUGAUUCUCGGAUAAUGGCACCGACAGCACUUUGGUUCUGCUUGUUUGGCUUAAUGUACCAGGCAUUAUUCUCCAGUAAUGGCCAAACGAGAAGAAUCCUCAUUAUGGGUUUGGGAUUUCUCAUAAUACCUUUCCUCCCUGCGAGUAACUUAUUCUUCCGGGUUGGAUUUGUUGUUGCUGAAAGGGUCCUCUACCUGCCUAGUGUAGGAUAUUGUAUAUUACUCACUUAUGGCUACAGUAAGGUCUGUAAACAGUUGCACAAUAAGAAAUCCAUGACUAUAGUUGUACUGGGACUGCUGAUCCUCUAUCCAGUGCGCUGCAUCUACCGAAGCAACCAGUGGAAAUCAGAGGAGCUUCUUUUCCAAAGUGCACUUGAUGUAUGUCCUUUAAAUGCUAAAGUGCAUUAUAAUAUAGGCAAAAAUUUAGCAGAUCGAGGCCUUCAAACAGAUGCCAUUAAAUACUACAGAGAAGCUAUAAGGUUAAAUCCAAAAUAUGUACAUGCAAUGAAUAAUCUUGGCAACAUACUUAAAGAAAAAGAUGAACUCUACGAGGCAGAGGAACUGUUAUCGCGAGCGGUGUCAAUCCAAUCAGAUUUUUCGGCUGCAUGGAUGAACUUGGGUAUUGUACAGAACAGUCUUAAACGGUUUGAAGAAGCUGAAAAAAGCUAUUUAACUGCUAUCAAAUACAGAAAAAAAUAUCCAGAUUGUUACUACAACCUGGGGCGACUGUAUGCAGAUUUAAACCGACAUAUGGAUGCGCUGAAUGCUUGGAGAAAUGCCACCUUUCUAAAGCCUCAGCACAGUUUAGCUUGGAAUAACAUGAUCAUACUUCUUGAUAAUAUAGGCAAUUUAGUUCAAGCGGAAGCUAUUGGAAGGGAGGCAUUAAAACUGUUACCACAAGAUCAUUCGAUUUCAUUUUCACUUGCCAAUGUGCUUGGAAAAGCACAAAAAUACAAGGAGUCUGAAGGUCUGUUCCUUCGAGCCAUUGAAGCCAACCCCUCUUCGGCAAGUUAUCACGGCAAUUUGGCUGUGCUUUACCAUCGCUGGGGACGUCUCGACUUGGCCAAGAAAUACUAUGAAAUUUCCAUGAAGUUAGAUCCUUCUGCAUCUGGAACCAAGGAGAACUAUAAUCUGCUGAAACGAAAACUGGAUCAGCAGCCCAAAAGGAGGCACAUAUAACAGCUGCGUAAAGAUAUAAUGUGAUGUCUAUGGACUGUUAGCAAACCUCUACCCUGAUGAUACUAUGUACAUCUGCUGUCUUUUCAUGCAGGAAAUAUUUUCUAGCUAGUGUACAAUAAGUAAAAGCUUUCCAGAUGGAAGUGGCAGUUCUCAGGUGACCAUCUUUACUUUGACUAUUAUGUGAAUCCUAGCAGUCAGGAUAGGAGCAGAGGUGAACGUCUUGUUCUGAUGAACUUUCUGUAUGAUAUGCACUUCUUUAUAGCUUUUUACUACAAUGUUUUACACCAGUCAGGACUGUUAAGAGUUGCUACACUUUUGUAGCUUUAGAACACAACUGAAUGGAUUUCUUAAUGAUAGUAUUUAUUUCCUCUGUAUGUUAUGAUGCAUGUGACUUUUUUUGUUUUUCCUUGUGAGCACUUUUUUUCAGGAGAAUCUUAAACGAGCUUUAAUUUGUGUCGAGAACACAGACAUCGUCUACAUUUCACAAGCACCCAGCCUUAUGUAUGAUGUUAUAGUGAAUUGUGUAUUUAUUUAGCUACAGAGCGAACUUGUACAGGUCAGUUUGAUAAUGUGUAUUUUAUAAAUAUAUAAAAAGUGCUAUUGAUAUGAACGAUAAAAUACUACAACAUAUACUGUUUCUAGGAGCCUUGCUUCCAAGCCAGUGCAUGUGAGGUACUGCAAACACUGCAUUGCUUUCCUGUAACAGGUUUUAGAAUUUCCAGUUUACUGCAAGACUCUAUUGAGGAUUAAUAUUUUUGUUCUAUUCCCAAGUAAAUGUGUGUGUAUAUAAUAUUGGGCCAUUGCAUUGCAAAACACAUGGUAAUAAAAUCUGUCACUCACUUUAGUAGUGACUGUUUGAUUGUUUAUAUUGAUACAUGGCACAAGUAAUGGCUGCCAGUCCAUACCACUUCAGCAUGGUUUCCAUGUGAGCAUUUUUAAAGACCGUUUUGGGGCUGUCAUGGCACUUGACUCUCUGUAGAAACCCUUUAUAACUUGACGGGUGCAUUCGUUUUAUCCUGGUAUACAUAUAUGUAUGUAGUAAUACAGUAGCUUUGUAGCUAAGCAGUAAUUCCUUCAUUUGUUUGGUGACAAUAGCUAAUUCCAUAAGAAUCAGGAAAAUAGAUCUGAUUAUUGGGAAUGAAUGUUCAUUCACGUGGUGAUUGGCCCGUUUAAACACCCAACAAACACUUGUUUGGCAGCUGAUCGGAUCUUUUAUAAAAUAUAUAUUAAGGCUCCAUUCACAUGUCAGCAACGUGUUUUGCGGAUCUGCAAAACACAGACAGAGGCAAUGUGCGUUCCGCAUUUUGCAGACCGCAGAUUGCCGGCACUAA